Messenger RNA from Clupea harengus (Atlantic herring), 6063 nucleotides. Its product is annotated as NACHT, LRR and PYD domains-containing protein 12-like. The record is from RefSeq and is a predicted model, not a curated record. The transcript has 24 exons. Lineage: Eukaryota; Metazoa; Chordata; Actinopteri; Clupeiformes; Clupeidae. Gene Ontology annotation, molecular function: protein binding. Bases 233 to 6031 code for a protein of 1932 amino acids.
GCUCAUGAUCAACGCAGAACAAACAAAAACGAAAGUAGAUUUGAGUUUAGCAAGGAAGGUUUUGACAGAGGACGAUGACCAUCGUUUUUCUAUGAGGAAACGGACUUCAACUCAAGUCACGUGCCCUGCUCACCGCAAAAUAUGCAUUUUCCGUCAUGAUAGCCCUGACACCACCUGUCAGCUCUCCCUCUGGCCCAGCCUGACCCCAUCCAGUUCGUAGCGGACUAAUAAUAUGGACCCCACAAUGACGGCAACUACGAGGGAAGUGCUGAGGAACACUCUGGACAACCUCACAGGGGCCGAAUUUAAGAGGUUUAAGCACUACCUUCAGGACCAGGGCCAAAUCGCAUGGGGAAAGCUGGAGAAGGCCGACACAGACGACACUGUGGACUUGAUGGUGCAGGUGUACAGCACGGGAGCUGGGGACAUCAUUCUGUCCAUUUUGAAGACGAUUAAACACAACCAGUUGAACUUGGAGAGAGAUCUGGGAAGAUGUCUGUUCAGAGGGGAUGGUGGGGUCAAAGCGGACAUCACUGCUCACUCUGGAGGGAUAGUGAACGCCCCAGCCUUGAGCAGAGGAUCACCCAUGCUACAACAAGGAGGGGAUUUCAAUGCAGCAGAGAAGAUUAAAUCACUAAACCCGAGGCUUCAGGAGCACCUGAAACAAAGGUUUUCUGUUGUACAUCAAGAGUCUGGAGUUUCUAGUGUACAAGAUAUCUACACUGACCUUCACAUUGUAGAGGGCCGCACAGGUGAAGUGUCGACAAAUAACAUGAGCCAGAUUGGGAGAGGACCAAGCUCUUCAGAUAAGCCACAGACACACAGACCAGUGUCUCCAGUGCCCAGCUGUGUGUCUAUGAAGAGUGACUGGUCCAUGGGACGCCCUCCCAAUUUCAGCAGUGGACCACCACAAUCUGAUCCAAAGCCACAGACACACAGACCAGUGUCUCCAGUGCCCAGCUGUGUGUCUAUGAAGAGUGACCGGUCCAUGGGACGCCCUCCCAAUUUCAGCAAUGGACCACCACAAUCUGAUCCAAAGCCACAGACACACAGACCAGUGUCUCCAGUGCCCAGCUGUGUGUCUAUGAAGAGUGACCGGUCCAUGGGACGCCCUCCCAAUUUCAGCAAUGGACCACCACAGUCUGAUCCAAAUGUUUGGAGGAAUGUUCUGACCCAGGAUCAGUCCAGGUGUGGAGUGUGUGAGCAGCUACUGAGGGACCCAGUCAUCACCACCUGUGGACACAGUUUCUGCAGGCAGUGCAUCAGCAGCUACUGGAGCCAGUCUGGUCCAUCAGGAGACUACAGCUGUCCCCAGUGCAGAAAGAGAUCCAGAGCACAACCCUCUCUAAACCCUGACAUAACCAUGGCACAACCUCUGUUAUACGCACAUACAACCACGACACAACCUCAUGUAUAUCCCCCUACAGCCAUGGCACAAUCUUCUCUCUACCAACACAGAGAAAUGGCACAGCAUCAUCUAAAGCCAUCUACAACCAUGGCACAAGUUCCUCCACACUCAGACUCGGGGCAGGACCCUCUAUACCCACACUUCCACAUGGCACAGAUUUCUCCACAGCCUCCUUUGGAUGAGCACAUAGUCCUGGAAGGAAGCAAACAUCUCCAAACUGAGCAUGCUCCUGUCAAAAGGGCCAAACUAAGAGAUGAUAUCCUGAACAGAGCACUGGUGAAUCAUAAAGCCAGUAUGAAGAGGAGGUUUGAGAGCAUAUCUGAAGGCAUCAUAAGAUCAGAGACUCAAACACUCCUGAACAAGAUCUACACAGAACUGUACAUCACAGAGGGAGAGAGUGAAGGGGUGAAUAAUGAACAUGAAGUUUGGCAGGUAGAGUCAGCAUCUAGAUCACAAACUACAGAAGACACAGCAAUCAACUGCAAUGACAUCUUCAAGUCCUUACCUGGACAGCAGAGACCCAUCAGAACUGCCAUGACCAAGGGCAUUGCUGGCAUUGGAAAAACCGUCUCAGUGCAGAAGUUCAUCCUUGACUGGGCAGAGGAGAAAGCUAACCAGGAUGUAGAUUUCAUGUUUAUACUUCCGUUCCGUGUGCUGAAUUUAGUCAAACAUGAUCAGUACAGUCUUCACAAGCUCCUGCUGGACUUCCACCCUGAGCUUAGGGAGCUACAGGAUGGUGAAUACAAAGACCGCUGCAUCGUGUUCAUCUUUGAUGGUCUGGAUGAGAGUCGACUUCCGCUGAAUUUCCAAGAGAACCAGCAGUUGUCUGAUGUGACACAAACAUCAUCAGUGGAUGUGUUGAUGACGAGCCUCAUUCAGGGAUCUCUGCUUCCCUCAGCUCACAUCUGGAUAACCUCCCGACCAGCAGCAGCCAGUCAGAUCCCUUCUCAGUGCAUCAAUCAGGUGACAGAAGUACGAGGGUUCAGUGAUCCACAGAAAGAAGAGUACUUCAGGAAGAGGAUCAGUGACCAGAAUCAAGCCAACAGAAUCAUCUCACACAUCAAGGCAUCCAGGAGCCUCUACAUCAUGUGCCACAUGCCAGUCUUCUGUUGGAUCUCAGCCACUGUCCUUCAGCAGAUACUGGAAGAGGAUGAUGGGAAGGAACCCCCCAAAACUCUGACUGAGAUGUUCAUACACUUCCUGCUCAUCCAGACCACCAGGAAAAAACAGAAGUAUCAAGAGGAAAAUGAUAUAGAGAGACAGAGGCUCCUGGAAUCACAUAAAGAUGUCAUACUGAAACUGGCAGAGCUGGCCUUCAAGCAUCUGGAGAAUGGCAAUCUCAUGUUCUAUGAGGAAGACCUGAAAGAGUGUGGCAUUGACGUGAGUGAAGCCUCAGUGUACUCUGGCAUGUGCACUGAGAUCUUCAGGGAGGAAUGUGUGUUUCACCACAAGAAGGUCUACUGCUUUGUGCAUUUGAGCAUCCAGGAGUUUCUUGCUGCACUUCAUGUGUUUGCCUCCUACUUGAGUAAAAACAUGAAGGCCCUGACACCAUUCCUCAAAGGGAAGUCCAGGUCUUUGCCAGAUGUGCCUCUACAUGAGCUGCUGAAGAAUGCUGUGAACAAAGCUUUGGAGAGCAAGAAUGGACACCUUGAUUUGUUUGUUCGCUUCCUUCAUGGCAUUUCUCUGGAGUCAAAUCAGAGACUUUUGGUUGGUCUCCUGACACACACACACAGCAGUCCAGAAAGUGAGAAGAAGACUAUCCGAAACCUGAAGGUGAUGCAAAGGCCAAAUAUCUCCCCUGAGAGGUGCAUCAAUCUGUUCCACUGCCUGGUCGAAAUGCACGACUCUUCUGUUCAUGAUGAAAUCAAGGCUUUCCUGCAGGCAGAGAAGGGUUCAGUGAAACAGCUCUCCCUGGCUCACUGCUCAGCCUUGGCUCAUGUGCUUUUGAUGUCUGGGGAGGUGCUGGAUGAGUUUGACCUGAAGAAAUACAAAACCUCUCCAGAAGGUCGCAGGAGACUGGUUCCAGCUGUGAGAUGCUGCAGAAAAGCUCUACUUGCUGACUGUAAACUAUCAGAGAGGUCAUUUGAGAUUGUGGCCUCAGCUCUGCAGUCUGCAAACUCCCCCUUAAGAGAGCUGGAUCUGAGUCACAGUGACCUGCAACAGUCAGGAGAAAUGCUGGGCUCUGCUCUACAGAGUCCAAACUGCAAACUGGAGACACUGAGACUUGCUGGCUGUAAACUGACUGGAAGGUUUUUGGCCUUGACUCUUCAGGGGGCAAACCCCCACCUGAGAGAACUGGACAUCAGUGACGGCGAGCUUCAGGACUGUGGAGGAGAACUGCUCCAUAAACCACUGAAUGAAGACUGUAAAGUCAGACUCAAGCACAGCUCCUGUGCGGUCGUGGCGUCAGUCUUGCAGUUUUGUGUUUCUCAACUGAGUGUCUUGGACAUGAGUGGCUGUGAUCUGCAAACAUCAGAAGAGAAGCUGCCCUCUAGUCUUGGAAACCCAAACUGCCGACUGAAAACACUGAGACUUGCUGGCUGUAAACUGACUGGAAGGUUUUUGGCCUUGACUCUUCAGGGGGCAAACCCCCACCUGAGAGAGCUGGACAUCAGUGACAGUGAGCUUCAAGACUGUGGAGGAGAACUGCUCCAUCAACCACUGAAUCAAGAAUGUAAAGUCAGACUCCUCUGCUGUAGACUCAAGCACAGCUCCUGUGCGGUCGUGGCGUCAGUCUUGCAGUUUUGUGUUUCUCAACUGAGUGACUUGGACAUGAGUGGCUGUGAUCCGCAAACAUCAGUAGAGAAGCUGUUGUCUAGUCUUGGAAACCCAAACUGUCGACUGAAAAUACUGAGACUUAAAGGCUGUAAACUCACACAUGAGUCCUGUAAGGUUGUGGCAUCAUUUCUGCAGUCAGCAAACCCCCUGCUAGAGCUGGACUUGAGCAACAAUGUCCUGAGAGAUUCUGGAGUUCAGCUUCUUUCUAAGGGACUGUCUAGUCCUCACUGUAAACUGCAGACAUUAAGGCUGACUGAUUGUCAUAUCUCAGAUGACGGUUAUGUUUGUCUGGCUCUCACUCUGAUGGCAAACCCCUCCUGUGUGAAAGAGCUGGAUUUGAGCAACAAUAAUUCUGGAGAAUCAGCAAAGAACCUGUUAUUUGCUACACUGAAGGAUCCUCACUUAAAAAUGGAGGAACUUCGACUUGCUGGCUGUAAGCUAACAGAGAGGUCAUAUGAGAUUGUGGCCUCAGCUCUGCAGUCUGCAAACUCCCCCUUAAGAGAGCUGGAUCUGGGUCACAGUGACCUACAGCAGUCAGGAGAAAUGCUGCUCUCUGCUCUACAGAGUCCAAACUGCAAACUGGAGACACUGAGACUCACUGGCUGUAAACUGACUGGAAGGUUUUUGGCCUUGACUCUUCAGGGGGCAAACCCCCACCUGAGAGAGCUGGACAUCAGUGACGGCGAGCUUCAGUACAGUGGAGGAGAACUGCUCCAUCAACCACUGAAUCAAGACUGUAAAGUCAGACUCAUCUGCUGUAGACUCAAGGACAGCUCCUGUGCAGUCAUGGCGUCAGUCUUGCAGUUUUGUGUUUCUCAACUGAGUGUCUUGGAUAUGACUGGCUGUGAUCUGCAAACAUCAGAUGAGAAGCUGCUCUCUUGUCUUGGAAACCCAAACUGCCAACUGAAAACACUGAAACUUGCUGACUGUAAGCUAACAGAGGAAUCCUGUAAGGCUCUAGCCUCUACUCUGCAGUCAUCGGUGUCUCUGACAGAACUGGACCUCACAAACAGUGAACUGAAGGAUUCUGGUAUUCAGCUUCUCUCUGCAGGACUAAGUAACCCUCACUGUAAACUACAGACAUUAAGACUGUCUGGUUGUCUCAUCACACACCAGGGCUGUUCUUUCUUGGCCUCUGCCCUCAAAUCAAACCCCUUCUACCUGAAACAGCUGGAUCUGAGCUACAAUCAUCCAGGAGACUCAGGGGUCAGAGAGCUCACAGACAGACUGAAUGAUCCCAACUGUAAACUAGAGAAUUUCAGGUAUGACCAUGGAGGAGAGUUCAGGAUUAAACCAGGACCGAGAAAAUAUGCCUGUGAGCUCACACUGGACCCAAACACAGCAUACAGAACUCUCUCUCUCUCUGAGGGGAACAGAAAGGUGACAUGUGUGACUAAGGAGCAGCCGUAUCCUGACCACCCAGAGAGAUUUGACUUCUGGUCUCAGGUGCUGUGUAGAGAGGGUCUGUCUGGACGCUGCUACUGGGAGGCUGAGUGGAGUGGGGAUGGGGCUGAGAUAGCAGUGGCAUAUAAAAGCAUCAAGAGGAAAGAGUGGAGUGAUGAGAGCGCACUGGGAUGUAAUGACAAGUCCUGGGGUCUGUUCUGCUCUCCUCACGGUUACUAUGCCAAGCACAAUAAUGAACCCACUGACAUACCUGUCCCCUCCUCCCGCUCCAGCAGAGUAGGAGUGUACCUGGACUGGCCAGCCGGCACUCUGUCCUUCUACAGCGUCUUCUCUGACACACUCACCCACCUGCACACGUUUCACUCCACAUUCACUGAGUCCCUCUAUCCUGGGUUUAGGGUUUGGCCUGACUCCUCAGUGUCCCUGUGCCAGAUCACAUGACCUCCCCAUGCUGCAGGAACACAGGAGUCACC